Nematocida ausubeli is the source of this 2790-nucleotide messenger RNA. RefSeq lists its product as uncharacterized. The transcript has a single exon. The coding region runs from base 1 to 2790 and encodes 929 amino acids. The record is from RefSeq and is a predicted model, not a curated record. NCBI's taxonomy places the organism in Eukaryota, Fungi, Microsporidia.
AUGACUUCUUUAAAGGAAACAAGUAAUAGAAAAGAAAGUAGAAUUCAAAAAAAAUUAUAUGUUGGAAGAAACAGAAGGUUAUGCUUUCAUGUAGCAGGAAAGCACAGUGAAGCCAAAGGUGCUAGAAGAAGCUUUGUAGGGCUGACAAUAAGAGUGCUUUUUGUGCUUUUUAUUUUUACUGUGCAGCAAGCUUAUGCAGUGCUAACGAGAAGUGAUGCAGAGAAACUGCAGCAAAUGGUAGUACAUGCAGAGGGGGUUGUAGAGUGGGUUGUCAAUCCAUAUGGCCCGCUAAGCCCAUUUGGAUUAUAUGUAUACAAUAAGACUCGCUAUAUGCAUAUACGUAGAUUUUUUAAUAUUGAAAUUAAUCCAUAUUAUAAUGUGUCUGGCAAAAAUAAUAACCAGUUUAUAAGAGAUCCAACAAAAGACGAAGCGUUCGCUUUUUAUUUAAAAAACGUUAAAAUUACAAACUUUAUUAGCGCCCAAUACACUACCCUCAUCAAUAUGUUUCCUUCUCCUGAUCAAACAAUAAGCAUUUACCCUGAAGAAGACUGCAAGGACUCGUUUACUCUUUUCUUGAAAAGCAAUCUUGUGAAAGAGCAUGCACACACAAUUCUUGCAGCAUUGCUUCUUCGAACAGAGAAAAUAGAUGUACCACUGUCCAUUAAGUAUAAUAAAACCAAGACCCGUCAUCUUGUAUGGAAAGGCGGAGCCCAGAAGACAGAGAACUUCCGUCUUAAAAUGGUUAUUCCUUGUUCUGAGAUGCAAGAAGACGAUUUUAGGAAAAGAAGAUGUGAAGUUCGUCAAUAUAAAGCUUUACAGGUUAUUGAGUUUUUCUUGCAUACGAAUUCACUAGUUCAAUAUGAUAUAGAGGAUUCUAUGACUACGGAAGAAAAAGAAGGAUUUUGGGAAAAUAAGUUUUGUAUGUGUAAGAGCUGGCUUAUACAAUCGUACAUAUAUCACUAUCUGGAAACUAAAGAAGAUGCUGCUUGCUUUAAUAGGACAGUAUACAAGAUGCUGGAUGAGCAUAUAAAAAAGUGUAAAAGGGAAAAUAGAGAUGAGCAAAAGGCUAUUAGCGAGGAGUUCCUUAAGACAUGCUUUAUGCAAUGCGAUUCGCUUUCAGAUGAACUUGAAUACUGGAGGAAAAUAGAAGAACUUGAAGGUAGUAUUGAGGUUCCGGAAAAGAAGAGACUGCUUCCCUUUACGGAUUCAGAGCAUGCACCUAUUAGAACAACAGUAGAUGUGCAAAUUUGUGAUGAUACGUAUCUAACAACAGAUGUUUUCUUAACAGACGUAGAAUCUGCAUUGCUUGGGCUGUUUUGCUGCUUUGCAUACGAUCCAGAUUGUGUUAUAUACAGUGUUGGCCAUAUGAAAAAUUCCCCUAGCGCGGUAAGGGAUUUCUUUUCUAAUAUACCAUCUUCCAUGGCUGCUUGUAUUUUAAGUAGAGAAAUUGGAGUAGAAGAACAUUUAAAUAGCGCAGAUCCUUUAGAAAGUAUUAAAUUGCUUCCAGGAAAGGAGAUACCUAUGGAUGUUCAGCAAGCAUGGAAGAAUAUAGUUAGAGAUUAUUGUAUUGAUGACCUGGGAUUCAAUGAAUCGAAUGAUGGCAAAGUUCUUGCUGGAGGGAUUCUUAACGUGUUGACAGCAAUUUUACAACUUGCUGGAGAAUACAAUGAAGUAAACAAAGAAAAAAUCGAAUCUUUUAAGAACAAAUUAUUAGAAGUGAUAGAAGAAGAAACUAUUGAUCGAAUUGUUGAAGACAUACAAGAAUACGCAGAAACUCUGUUUGCUUCUCUCUCCUGGCAGUGCACUCCAUGCGAUGGAUUGGUAGAAUGGUAUGAUUAUAAAUCAGAUGAAUCAGAAAGAAAAAGAGAAAUCUUUAUAAGCUUCAUAUCUAUUGGGACAUAUAUUGAAAAACAUAGAACUGAUCUAUAUGGAAGCAUGCAAAUCUACUACGCACAUAAAAACCAGGCACAGCCCAUAAUAUUGCACUUAAUGAAUUCAAAGAUAACACAUUUAGAAAUUGGAAAGAAGGUUGUAAAGUUGGAUAAAUCUAAAGAAAAUGCAAGAGAAGAAGUCAAAAAGGAGUUACAAAUGCCACUUAAAGAAAAUAGUUUCAUUCAACACAUUCUCUUUGAUUACAUUGAAAAAAUAGAGAGUUAUACACUGCCUGAGUAUGUUGUAUUUGCUUCUUAUAUAAUCGAAAAUAUUAAUUCUAGUGAUAUAAAUCCUCCACUUCGCUUCCACUGCAUGCAGCCAACUAAACAUAUUCAUGUAGCUAUGUUUAGUGUAGUGGACUGCCUGUUAACAGAUAAAUAUAUCACACCAAACUAUAUAAAAUCUUCAACUCAUCAAGAACUUAAUUUAAGCUAUAUAAUAAUAACCACUCCAGUGUCUAAUAUAGAGAAUUUGCUGUUUUUAAUUGUUUGCAUAGGCUGCAAGAGGGGAAAUGCAAAAAAUAAUUUGAAAGAAAUACGAAAAGCUAUGCCUAAAGAUAGUAAUCACGAAUUCAUAACAAUAAAAGUUAUGGUCAAAAUUGUUUCUAUUCUACUCAGAUGUAGUGCAGACAUUGACCUAGCUAAUGUACUAGCCGCAUAUGCUCAGAUAUACUGGGGUAGUGACAAAAUGUGCAUUGCCAAAAUAGUUGAAAAACAUCCUAGGCAGAAAGAUAGAAUAUUGAACUGUCUAGAUCGACAUAUGACUGUCAAACGUAGAAAGCCAGCAAAAAAAAGAAAAAUGAUAAUACGUCGCAAGCCAAGAAUGAACCCUAAGAAUAUGUACUGCAUAGUAUGCUGA